AUGGACUUCGCGGCCCUCAUGAACAAGGAGCUCUCCAAAUCCAAAAAAUCACCCAGCAACGAUGACAAGAAAUACAUGAAGCGCUCCGAAGUAGAGGCCGAGCGCAAAGCCACCUACCUAGCCGAACAAAAAGCCCUCGAAGCCGAACGCGCAACAAAAGCCGAGGCGAAGCGCAAGCGCGAAGAAGAAGUCGCCGCAGAGAACGCCCUACGCGAAGACAAGCGUCGCAAACUCGCAGAAGAGUCAAGAAAGAGGCAGGAAGAGAAGGAAUGGGAGGAAGAGCAGGCGAGGAGGAAGAGACUUGGCCUGCCAGAGCUCGUCAAGGGCGAAGAGAACGGCGACAAGAGUGAUGGCGAUGCGGCAGACGACAUUCCGGAUGACGAGCUGAUACAGAAGCUGAGAGAACUGGGUCAACCGGCGAUAUUAUUCGGGGAAUCACAUGCGGCACGACUGAGACGGCACAAGAAGCUCACUACGGUGUUGACAACGGGGCCGAUACCUACGACGCUAAAGCUGGUAGAAGAGAAGGACAUGAAGGUCGACGGCGCGGUACCAAAGGACAAGGAGGGCCGUCUGUGGCUAUUCCGACAGCUGGCGAGUUACUUUACCAUGGUGCUCACGGAAUACGAAAAGGCAAUGGAGGAAGAGAAGCGGGAAACGAGCGCCAGCAAAAUGGCCUACAGCGCCAUGGUCCAAACCCGCGAAAACAUGAAGCCACUCUUCCGCAAGUUCGAGUCUGGCGACCUCGACGACUCCCUCCUCCAGCCCAUCAUCGAAAUCGUCCAGGCCCUCCAGGAGCGCCGCUACGUCGACGCAAACGACGGCUACCUGCGCCUCAGCAUCGGCAAGGCCGCCUGGCCCAUCGGCGUCACCAUGGUGGGUAUCCACGAGCGUAGCGCUCGCGAGAAGCUGCACGACGGCGAAAAGGGCCAUGUCAUGGGCGACGAGGCCACGCGCAAGUACCUGCAGAGCAUCAAGCGCUGCCUGACGUUUGCGCAGGUGCGGUGGCCGCCGCAGGACCUGAGGCAGUUGAUGGGAUGA
This is a messenger RNA of Trichoderma aggressivum f. europaeum, 1041 nucleotides long. RefSeq lists its product as uncharacterized. Gene Ontology annotation, biological process: RNA splicing; generation of catalytic spliceosome for second transesterification step. The transcript has 2 exons. Gene Ontology annotation, cellular component: U5 snRNP; U4/U6 x U5 tri-snRNP complex; U2-type post-spliceosomal complex. The coding region runs from base 1 to 1041 and encodes 346 amino acids. The record is from RefSeq and is a predicted model, not a curated record. Lineage: Eukaryota; Fungi; Ascomycota; Sordariomycetes; Hypocreales; Hypocreaceae.